AUGCUAAACAGGUCUCUCUAUCAAAUCAACCAACACACAAAUUUCUAUAUCAAAAUGGAGAAUGCAAGCUAUCACGCCGGACAGACCAAGGGCCAGGCUCUGGAAAAGGGCAACCAGCUGCUGGACAAAGCUGGCAAUGCUGCACAAUCUGCUAAAGAAUCAUGUCAAAAUGCGGGACAGCAGGCGCAGGCGAAGGCACAAGGUGCUGUUGAUGCUGUCAAGGAUGCUGUUAACUCAAACAAGUGAGAGAGAGAGAUCAUGAUCACCAUGUCACAUGCUUCCUUCUAUUUUUAUAUUUUUAUUUUUCCUGUCGUUGAAACCAUAUUCAUUUGAUUUCAUGUUUGGGUUUCAUUAUGCUAGUUUCUGUGUAGCUAGGUUUCCUUUCCUGUGUAAGGAGGAAUCACAUCAUCAUUUGAAGUAAUUCUGCAAGAUUGGAAUGACAAAA
Messenger RNA from Salvia hispanica, 445 nucleotides. RefSeq lists its product as uncharacterized. The record is from RefSeq and is a predicted model, not a curated record. NCBI's taxonomy places the organism in Eukaryota, Viridiplantae, Streptophyta, Magnoliopsida, Lamiales, Lamiaceae.